This is a messenger RNA of Diprion similis, 4767 nucleotides long. Its product is annotated as dual oxidase 1-like. The transcript is spliced from 26 exons. The record is from RefSeq and is a predicted model, not a curated record. Gene Ontology annotation, molecular function: calcium ion binding; heme binding; peroxidase activity. Lineage: Eukaryota; Metazoa; Arthropoda; Insecta; Hymenoptera; Diprionidae. Bases 1 to 4752 code for a protein of 1583 amino acids. Gene Ontology annotation, biological process: response to oxidative stress.
AUGUUUGUUAUAAUACUGUUGCUAUUGUACCACGCCAAUACUUCUCAGCAGCAGCAGCAAAAUAACACAAAGCCACCAGAUCUGCACGUUGUUCCAUUACGCGAUAAUGGGAGCUAUAAAACUGACCGGCUUCUGAACUGGCUAUUGUUGGGUUGCGAGGACUUGAACUGUCGCCGAGAUUUUCGCACAGACCCGUACGAGUAUGAAGGAUUCGAUGGGUGGUACAACAAUUUCGGACGACCAGAUCUUGGAGCGGUUGACACAACACUGUUGAGGAGAAGCAAAGCAGCUUACAGAGACGGAGUGUAUCAACCAUCAGGAUACAACAGACCCAACCCAUUGGAAUUAAGCGAAAACUUGUUAAAUGGAACUGUAGCGACGCAAUCAACAACUGGAAGAAACGCAUUUCUCGUUUUUUUUGGUCAGCAAGUGGUGGAGGAAAUUUUAGAUGCCCAAAGGGCGGCUUGUCCACCAGAAUAUUUCAACAUUAAAAUACCGAAAAACCACAGAUAUCUGAAAUUAAACGAAGAGAUGCCGGUAUUGCGAACACGAUACGAUGCGCGAACAGGAUAUUCACCGAACAAUCCUCGACAGCAGUUGAAUGAAAUCACUCCGUACCUCGACGGAGGGCUUAUCUACGGUACUACGAAAGCGUGGUCUGACGUUUUGCGUACAAAUAAGGAUGGCAAAAUUGAUCCAAAAGGGUUACUCGCAACAUCGAACGACGAAUUGUUCCCAAUAAUAAACAAUGUUAGAUUGCCGAUGGCUAAUCCGCCUCCUCCAGCGAAUCACCAUCGAUACAUUACCCAGCAUUCCACCGAGCCUGUGAAUAGAUUUUACAGACUAGGAAAUCCACGGGGUAAUGAAAACCCUUAUCUCUUUACUUUCGGAGUGCUGUGGUUCAGGUGGCACAAUUAUAUCGCGAAGUACAUAAGCAAAUUCAACCCGGACUGGUCAAGUGACAAAAUAUUCAACGAAGCUAGGAAAUGGGUUAUCGCUUCCCAACAGCACAUUGUUGUAGAGGAAUGGCUGCCGCAAUGGCUUGAUAGCAAAUUAGAACCAUAUAAAGGCUAUGACCCCAGUGUGGAUCCACAGAUAGAUCAGUUCUUUCAAGCAGCUGCGUUUCGCUUCGGACACACUUUGGUACCAGCAGGUGUUCAAACGAGGGACUUUGCAAGGAAUAAGUGUCAAGAAGGAAAAAUAAUUCGAACGUGUAACAGUUUCUGGCGACCAAUGGACGCUAUUUUAGAUGCAGUGGAUAACAAUGCGUCGCUAAGCGUUGGCAUGGAGAGACUAAUAAUGGGCAUGGCUGGACAGUUGUGCGAGAAGGAAGAUCAUCAGAUUGUCGAGGAUUUAAGGGGCAAUGUGUUUGGACCACUGGAAUUUUCCAGGCGUGAUUUAAUGGCUAUUAAUAUCCAGCGAGCCCGUGAUCAUGGACUUCCGGAUUACAAUACGGUUCGAGAGAUAUUCGGCUUGCCACGGAUCACUAAGGAAUCUGAAUUUGAACACGUCGCCGCCCCGGCACGAAAAGCGCUCCUACGUCUCUACAAAGGAAAAUUCGAUGACAUCGAUCUUUGGGUAGGUGGAAUAAUGGAGACUCAUAACGGACCUGGCGAGUUAUUUCAAAGAAUAAUAAAAGACCAGUUUCGACGCAUCCGAGAUGGUGAUAGAUUUUGGUACAAUAAUAAAAAAAAUGGAUUAUUCACUGCAGCUGAAAUAGAACGUAUAAAAAAAUUAUCUUUCUAUCAUAUACUGUUAGCCGUGACAGAUAUAAAGGAAAACGACAUUCAAGCAAAUCUGUUCAAAAUUCCAACUAAAGAUGACAUGGUGAGCCAAUAUUGCAACUUUGACAAAAUAGAGGGCUGCGAUGAUUCAGGUUUUUGUUUCCAUAUGACACCAAAACGUGCGGACGUAGUCAAGAUACCGUGUUCUGCCCCGGGAACAUAUGAUUAUUUUUCGACCAGCGACAUAUCCUUCAUACUGACUUUUCUUGGCUUAUCAGCAUUCAUAGUUGGACUUAUCCUGUCCCUGGGAGUCAUGCUGGCAUUAAGACGCAAGAAAUUGAGAAAAGUGAUGCCAACAAACUUGAAGAGUUUGAACGAAGAUAUCGACCAUGUUCAUUCCGCACAGGAAUGGAUCAAUCACAGGAAACCACUACGACCUAUACUCAUAACGUUGAAUGUUGCGAGAAAAAAAAUCGAAGUGGCAAAUCAACACGGUUCUCCACUGCGAGCUCUGGACUUGAAUCACAACUUGGAACAAAAGAUUUACAUACCGACUGAUGAGGCUUACGUCAUGAUUAGAGUGGAACACAAUUACGAUCUUGUAAUCAAAUUUGCAAAUGAUCACUUGCGACACGUAUUCCUGAAGCACUUUGAUAGAUUUGCUACCAACAUCAACAUGAAUUGCCACAAAGAGCGUAAUUUAACAAAGGUGUCAAUGCUGAACCAGGCUAUAACACAGAAGGAUAGACAAAAACAAUUGGAAAGAUUCUUUCGAGGCAUAUUUGCACAGCUUUGGAGCUUCACGAGUAUAUCGCGGGCGGAGCUUUUUCAAAUAGAUCACAAGCUCGCCAAGGAUGUGAUGUAUACUGAGCUAACGCUAUACGAAUUUGCCGAAGCUUUAAGUAUGCCACCCGAAUCAAAUUUCGUUAAAAAGAUGUUUGAGCUGAUCGACAAGGACGAUAAUGAAUUCAUAUCGUUUCGAGAAUUUCUAGACUUGAUGGUGGUAUUUUACAAAGGCUCUGCAGAAGAAAAAAUGGAAUUGAUGUUCAAAAUGUACGACAUAAAUGCUACGGGUUCAUUGAGCAGAGACGAUUUUGCAAACUUGUUAAGAUCUUUAGUGGAAACAUAUAAAGUAGAUUUGAAGAAAGAGGACUUGGAUCUGGCUAUAAAAACAACAAUGAGAGCAGCUGGGCUCGCAGACAAACAAGAAAUUGAUUUUAUAGAUUUUCAAGGCUUGCUAAAAGACUACAAGCAGCAGCUAAGCCUAGAAUUCAACAUUCCUGCAUCACAAGCUAAAGCGCAAAAACUUGAAAACAGAGCUCAAAGAGCAAGAGAAAGUUUCUACGGUGAUCCCAAAGAAUUACGUGCAAGAGUUGAAGGUAAACUAGAAAAAGAGGUGGAAGAACCCAUCGACAAAAAUAUUGAAGUAAUAAAAACUUCAGUGUCUAUGCGAGCAUACUGGUACCCAAUUACAAAGUACAUUGCUGAUAAGCAGCUGCAGAUUUUCUGGCUUUUCUUAUACACGACAGUUCUAAUAGCGAUAUUUGCUGAACGUGCUUACUAUUAUCAGGUUGAGCGAGAGCACACUGGAUUACGGCGCAUAUCAGGACCUGGAGUGACCCUAACGAGAGGUGCUGCAUCAGCAAUGAUGUUCACUUAUGCAACUUUACUCGUAACGAUGUCUCAGAACACCAUAACUGUGCUCAGAGAAACUUUUCUACAUCAAUACAUACCGUUCGAUUCGAGUUUAGAUAUGCACAAGUACGUUGCCAGCUGGGCCCUAGUCUUCACCAUUUUGCACGUCAUGGGUCAUGCCGUUAACUUCUACCAUAUAUCAACGCAAACUGCUGAUGACUUGACCUGCUUAUUCCCAAACUUCUUUCACUCGACACACGAGAUACCAAAGUUCCACUACUGGUGCUGGCAAACCAUUACAGGAGUAACAGGUGUUGCGCUAACUAUUUUGACGGCAGUAAUGUUCUUAUUUUCUAUGCCCUUAAUAAGAAGAAGGCUGUACAACUGUUUUCGCUACACACAUUCCAUGUACCCAAUAUUCUUCAUCCUCAUGAUUCUCCAUGGCACUGGACGACUAGUUCAGGAACCAUUCUCCCAUUACUACCUUCUCGGACCAGUAAUUCUCUUCACAAUAGAUAAAAUAGUAACGGUAACAAGAAAAACUUCGGAAUUGCAUAUCAUACAAGCAGACUGUCUGCCCUCAGGAGUAACUUGCCUCAAGUUCGAAAAGCCACCAGAUUUCCAAUACAAAUCUGGACAAUGGAUCAGAAUAGCUUGCAUGGACUUGAACCCAAACGAGUACCAUCCGUUUACACUAUCGUCUUCACCUAACGAGCCCAAACUUUCAGUUCACAUCAGAGCAGUAGGCCCUUGGACUCAUGAUAUUCGAUACAGGGUGGACCCAACUCUGAGGGAAGCCUCACAAAUGAAUCUUCCGAAGAUUCGAAUCGAUGGUCCGUACGGGGAAGGCGCACAGGACUGGUACAAAUACAAAACAGCCAUAAUGAUAGGUGGUGGAAUUGGAGUGACACCGUUCUCUUCGAUACUAAAAGAUAUAGUAUACAAAUCGAAUAUUCACCAAAGUUUGGGAUGUCAAAAGGUAUACUUUUUAUGGAUAACAAGGACUCAACGACAGUUUGAGUGGAUGGUCGACAUAUUAAGAGAGCUGGAAGUGGCGGAUAAGAACAAAGUUGUAACAGCUCAUAUAUUCAUAACGCAGUUUUAUCAUAAAUUUGAUCUCCGCACAGUACUACUGUACAUAUGCGAGCGUUAUUUUCAAGGAGAAUCGAGCAGGUCAUUGUUCACCGGACUUACAGCAGUUACGCAUUUCGGACGGCCUAAUUUCCUAAAAUUUUUCCGGGCGAUCCGCCAAUUAAAUUCUAAAAAUCAUACCGUCGGAGUAUUCAGCUGUGGAGCCCGAUCGAUGGUACAAUCUGUUGGCCAGGCGUGCACUACGCUUAACAAAGAGACAAACGACGAUAGCAUAUUCAAACAUCACUACCAGUCAUUUUAGUAGAAACAUAAUAAU